AUGCAUGGGAUUUCUCAGCAAUCCGUCAGCAAAAUCGCUCUUAAUGUUGGGAAAGCAUUAGCUAAAAAAGCUCAUUUAUUCAUCAACAUGCCCACUACACUAGAAGAUCAAGAGGAAACCAUCAGAGGAUUUAGAAGUAUAUGUAACUUCCCCUCGGUGAUAGGGGCUAUAGAAUGCACGCAUAUACGUGUCAAAAGGGUAGGUGGCGAUAUAAGUGAAGCCUAUGUGAACAGAAAGGGUUACUAUUCUAUCAACCUGCAAGUUGUCUGUGAUUCAAACUUGAAAAUAAGAGACAUAGUUGCACGUUGGAGAGGAAGUGCUCACGACUCUUGUGUUUUCAACGAAAGCACAAUAAAAGAACGCUUUGAACUUGGUGAUUUUCAUGGAAGAUUACUUGGAGAUAGUGGAUAUGCACGUACUGCAUAUCUCUUUACACCUUUGCUUAAUCCUAGUAAUGACACAGAGGAAGCUUACAACAGAGCUCACAUUAAAACAGGGAAUACAGUUUAG
Molecule: messenger RNA, 510 nt
Organism: Parnassius apollo (apollo)
Lineage: Eukaryota; Metazoa; Arthropoda; Insecta; Lepidoptera; Papilionidae
Source: the annotation of a GenBank genome assembly